AUGACGUUUUUCACCUGCACGUUGCAGCUGCUGCUGUUUGCAGUUUCGCUGCUGAUCCCCACGCUGGUGGCUGUGCGGAUGCUGUCAGCAGCAGGCCGCGACGCAGCAGCAGCAGCAGCAGCAAUGCGUCUUCUGGAGUACUUCUUGCUGCUGUGCUGCCUGCAGCAGCUGCUGUCGAGUUUCCCCGUGUCGGUGCUGCUGCGGGUGCUGCCCGCCUCGCUGCUGCUGCUGCUGAAGCUCGCAGCAGCAGCAGCACUUGCUGCUCCUGCCCUCGGCCUCCCCUCCAAAGCACUUUGCUUCGCAACAGCUCACUAUGAAGAAUACUUAAAGGGAGCAGCAGCAGCAGCAGAAGAGAAGAUUCUGAAGCCCCUCAAGGCCAACGUGCAGCACGCCCUGGACCUGGCCCGCCAGCGCACCCAGUGA
This is a messenger RNA of Eimeria necatrix, 423 nucleotides long. RefSeq lists its product as hypothetical. The transcript has a single exon. Lineage: Eukaryota; Apicomplexa; Conoidasida; Eucoccidiorida; Eimeriidae. The record is from RefSeq and is a predicted model, not a curated record. Bases 1 to 423 code for a protein of 140 amino acids.